Molecule: messenger RNA, 685 nt
Organism: Racocetra fulgida
Lineage: Eukaryota; Fungi; Glomeromycota; Glomeromycetes; Diversisporales; Gigasporaceae
Source: the annotation of a GenBank genome assembly
AUGUCGACCGAUCAACAACAAACCUCUUCACAACAAUCUUAUACUCAUUAUCGGCAUUUGUCACCUAUUGGAACUCUUGCUGGUAAUAAUAAUGGUAUAGAUUCAUAUAAUCCCAUCUUGUAUAAUGCCAAUCAAUACUCCCAAACUUCGACAAUGGCUGGAUCAAAUUCAACCCAAGUUAUCAAUACAUCUUUAAAUGUGUCAUCGGGAGUUGCCACAUCAGUGGAUACUUUUGCUAAUAGAAAAUCUUCGGCUACAACUAUGAUCACGUCACCAAUAAAAAAUCUUCAAGAUCUCGUAUCUGAAAAAUCACCAUAUACUUAUGCAACUUUGAUUAAUUAUGCAAUUGAAAAUUCUCCUAAUAAAAAACUCACAUUAAAUGAAAUUUAUAAUUGGAUUAUGGAGAAUUAUCCUUAUUAUAAGACUGCUGGUGCUGGCUGGAAAAAUUUAAUUAGACAUAAUUUGUCUUUAAAUAAAAGAUUUGUCCGUGUUCCACGUCAAGAUUCAGGCAAAGGGUCAUACUGGACUUUAGACUUCAGUGCUGUUGAAACUGAACCAUGUUGUAACAAAAGAUCUUCGAGUGUUGGUCGCAGUAAUGCAAGCAUCCCACAACAAACAAUGCCUUAUACCGGUGCUAGCAUUAGUAAUAUUGCUGCUUAUGAUGCUACCGCUGUUAGCGGAUAUA